AUGACUCGCGACGCUGCUUCCCCAAGCGGCAGCAGCUCGUCUUCUGGUUUCUCCAGCGACGACUCCAUCGAGAACGUCCCGGCGUGUCCAUCUGCCUCGUCUCACGCUCCGAACGUUCGCGUAGAAGUACUAGACGAGUGUAAUACGAACGUCUCACCGGUCCUUGAGUCCAAACUUGACGCGUCUAUAGCUUCUCUGGAUGUUCUUCAGUGCUGCCGUGAUGCCGCCGAGUCAAUCACAAGUUCUUCAGUACCCCAAGACGUACCCUAUGAGCAGUUCACGGCCGCUAUUGGCCACGUGACGCUCCAUUGGCCGUCUCUGGACACGGGAUCGAGAGCUCAAGAGCUGGCGGAAGACCGACUCUCAGCGUACGCUGCGCUCCGUGCUGCAGUUUAUCGGACGUUUCAUCGGGCAUUUCCAUUGACCGGGGAAAUGUACAGCCAGUGGAUCAGUGAUUGCAGUGCAAAAGGAGACUCGAUUGAGUGUGUCAAGUCGCUCUUUGAACUGGCUCAUCAGGACUACUGGUCCGUCUCACUGACGUUGCAGUAUCUCCGAUUUGUGAGAGAACACGGCGACAAAAUGGAGCUGGAAGCUGCAAUGAAGAAAGCACAGACGACGCUAGGGACGCACUUUGCACGAGGGCAUGAGGUCUGGGCUCUCUGUCGGGAUCUGACGGCGGAACUGUGUGACGAACAGGACGAGCGUCAGGACGUACGUCUGGAGAAAGAGAGAGCGAUUCGAGACCUCUUUUGUCGACAGAUGCAGCUGCCAUUAGAGCAGAACGACCUGGUCAUGUCGGAGUUUCGAGCUUGGAACGCGUACAACACGCUUGAUGUAGAAGCUGCGAGAUCGGCGGUCGAAGAGGCGUCAAACCGACAGAGCAAGACCUUUGGACCAGUAAUGAAGAAGCUACGUGGGUUCGAGGUGAAGGUUCAAUCGGUGGGCGAAGCCGCGGCACCUGAAGUGGCGUGGCUGCAGUACUUAAAUUUCGUCAAGCACCGCGUUGUGCCAUUGAUGAGUGGGAAGGCUGGACCAGAAGAAGGAAGACAGGUUGUCGUGUGUCUGUACGAGAGAGCAGUGGCGGUGGUGUGUCUGGGGCCCACGCUAUGGGCUAGUUAUCUCGAAUACGUGGAGUCUAACCAACUUGUUGCUGAUAAAUCGAAGCAAAGGGGUUUUGAGAAGCUAACGAUCGCCCGAAGAGCUGUACGAAAUGUGUCGUUUGACUCUUCUAUCUGGAUUGAGCUGUUGAUCGAGAUGGAGCGCAAGGGCACACCUGCAGACGAGAUUUUGGAGUUUGCGCGACACGAGUUACUAGUUCGCUUGAGGUCACCCAUGGAUCAAUACCAUUUGUUAGGCGUGCUGCUCACAUUGUGUGACAUAAUGCGCCGUCACGUUUGCACCAUCAUUCACGACAAGACUCCUGAUAUCUCGAUGUCCCAGGUCGAGUCACUAGUCGGUGGAGUGUUUUCAGAAUGCGGACACUUUAUUAACAAGACCUUUCCGGACUUUGCUGAGGGCAAGUUACGACUGACAGAGUACCAAGCGAAGUGCUAUUGGGCACUGAUGCCACCUGUCGAAGUUCCAGCGCAAUCGCCUGCAACAGCAAUGAAAGUGUCCGAACAAAUUAAACUCUGGAAGAAGACGCUUACUACACCUCUUAGAAGCCAGGUCGCAACGUGGAUCGCCUACAUGGAGUCGAUUCGACGCACGAAUGCAUUUUCGAUUGAUCGCAUCCGCACAAUGGUGUUUAAAGAGGCUGUGCAGUGUGUGACAGAUGUCCCUAAUGCGCUGGCUGAGGCAUGGCUUGUUUUUGAGCGUGAGUAUGGUGAUUUAGCAAGCUAUCUCCGUGCACGGCAAUAUCACGCGAAGAACCAGGCGGUUGCGCAAGCUAAUUGGGUUCAAGUUGCCGCACCUUUGACAAGUGCUACGCACGGAGAAGGAGACAAACCGGCAAAAGGCGGUAAAAAGCGUAAAGCUCCUAUCGAAGCCAAGCAAAAGAAGGAAUUACAGAAGCAAUCGGCUGUAAAGCGUGCGAAGCAUGAUACUAGCAAUGCCAGUAGAGACGAUGCUGGUGCCUUGGAUGUGGAGCACUUCACACCGGUGCAAAGAGCGAAGAAGAAGCAGGUACACGAGCACUUGACAAACGAGCACACGCUUUUCGUGUGCAACGUGUCGAAGAAUGCUAGUAAAGAUGAGAUUGAGGAAAUAUUCAGGGACAUUCCAACGUUGAAAGAUGUGCGACUUGUUGCAAAGACGCGCGGUGAUCGAGUCAAGUCGCGUGGUAUGGCAUACGUACAAUUUGCGGACGACGCUGGCGCUGAGGCAGGACUCAAGAAGAAUGGAUGCUUGCUGCACCAGCAGCCUUUGCGUGUUGAGCGCUCAAAGCCGCCAGCAAGUGCCCCCUCCAACGGUGGUGGUUUGAAGCCGAGCGGUAGUGAAGGGUUUUGGAAAACCGAUCCAUUGACUUUCUACGUUGGCAACUUGAAUCGUGAGGGAUCUAAGGAGCAAGUGACUGAGGAGCAACUUCAGGCCUCGUUUCAGCAAGCAAUGCAGUCCGUGGGUGAGCAUGUGGUGGUAAGCCGUGUAUCUAUACUGAAAGAUCGUCAUGGCAAAUUGAAGAACUACGGCCUCGUGGAAGUGGCCGAGCCUUCACAUGUUGCAAUUUGCUCAGGCAAUGUAGCGGCACUCCAAGAAAAGCUAGGCGACCAAGUGACGCUGAAGCCAUCUCGCUUUUCGAUUGCUCACAUCCUUGAGCAGCAGCAAAAACAGCAAAAGCAGAAAGAGCAGCGAAAAAUGGGUGGAGCUUCUUAUGAGACUCGUGGAGGAGCCGCUAGCAGAAGCGAAAACGUGUUGCAUUCACGACCGUCUACACGCCUGGUUCUUCCAUCGGCUACAAGCUUGAUGCCGCGCGCACUUCGCCGGAAGCUGGCUGCGCAACAAAAAGAAGCAAGUAAAACGGAGGCGGGUUCCAGCUACGAAAGUGUGACACCCAAGAGUAACGAAGACUUUCGCAAGAUGCUGUUUGACAGCUAG
Peronospora matthiolae is the source of this 3033-nucleotide messenger RNA. NCBI's taxonomy places the organism in Eukaryota, Oomycota, Peronosporomycetes, Peronosporales, Peronosporaceae. The record is from the annotation of a GenBank genome assembly.